AUGUCCCACACGUUUCUGGUCCGGCCGUCCAACACGGAGAAAGAAGCCUUCCGCGCCAAGCUAACCGCGGUAUCCCUGCUGUCGCUGAAACUGAAGCCCGGCGACCUCUGCAGCAUCGCGCGCGAAGUCGUCGACAACGGGCAACAACAGGUGCAGUUGCAGGAGGAGGAUGAUGAUGACGGCGGGCGGCGGCAGCAGCGGCAAAGGUACGCCAUCGCCUGGGAGAGCUCCGGUAAUGGCAUGAAGGACAAUAUCGUGCAGACGUCCAAGUUCUUGCAGGAGCUGCAUGGGUUGAAGCUCGGUGACAGGAUCGUUAUCCAGAGGGCGCAGGAGAGCUUGCAGGACGCCGGUGUGGUGCUGCUGCGCUCAAAGGGCGGUGCGGCGGCGCUGGACGAGCAGCAGAGGAAGUUCUGGGAGUACUUUGCUAAGCUGACGGUCAAGUCUUCGUACGAGUGCCUGGCGGAGACGCAGAAGCUGUCGUUCAAGGUAGGGCCGGAGCUGCAGGAGUUUGAGGUUGCUGAUCCGGGCGCUGGUGGUAUGUCUAUUGGCCGAGUUACUGACCAGACCACCUUCUCUAUCUCGGAUGCUGGAUCGACAGUAUCGGUGGAUGGGGUUGAAUUUAAACCCACGGCAUUGGGCGGGCUGGACUCCCAGAUUGCUGAGGUUCAAAGGAUUGUCGAUCGACUGCUGCGUCCGCGGAUUUCGCCAAAGUAUGCGCCUGUUCAGGGUAUUCUCCUCUACGGGGCCAAAGGCGUCGGCAAGAGUUCGUUCAUCGAGGAGUUGUCGAAAGCAGGAUGGAAGUCUGUCAUUCGCUGGCAGCCUGGGACGAAGCUUGGUUCUCUGACUUCAAGUACUCUGGUCAUCAUAGACCAGCUUGACCUGCCACCCGCGCACAAUGGCUCGAAGCCUGCCAUUCGCGAGGUUGAUCGGCUGUUCACGGCCAUCAAAGGCAAGCCUUGCAUGAUCAUUGGCGAGACUAGGCAUCCGAACGAUGUUGAUUCUUAUUUGCGAACCGAGGGCAAGUUCUCCAUGGAGCUUGAAAUACCGAUACCUUCAGCCCUGCAGAGAAAGCAGAUUGUGACAGCUCUGAGAGGUGAGGAGACUACACCAGAUGACGAAGUCCUUGGACAGAUGGCAGAGCGAACGCAUGGCUAUGUUGGGGCAGACUUGCAUGCGCUUCUUCGGAGAACACUCGAGCUCGCCUCCGAACGUCCUGUUGCAGAAACCGGCAGUGAGCCAGAUCCACCGACAGCUCAAACUGGCAGUGAGACUUCAGGCACGGGAGUCGCCACGACUGUACCCAUAGGGUCCCCCCCACCCGCCUGGACCGUCACACCCACCGACCUCUCCCAGGCCCUCACCCAGAUUCGGCCCUCAGCGCUCCAAGAAAUCUUCCUAGAAACCCCGUCCACCCGCUGGUCAGACAUCGGCGGCCAACACGCCAACAAGCAACUCCUCUCCAACGCCGUGACCCGACCCCUCCAACUCGCCGACCGCAUGGCCAAACUCAACCUCCGGCCCAAAAAGGGCGUCCUCCUCUACGGCCCCCCCGGCUGCUCCAAGACGCUCCUCGUCCGGGCCCUCGCGCGCGAAGCCGGCCUCAACUUCCUCGCCGUCAAAGGCGCCGAGCUCAUCAGCAUGUACGUGGGCGAAUCCGAGCGGGCGACGCGCGAGGUCUUCCGAAAAGCGCGCGCCGCGUCCCCCUCGAUCAUCUUCUUCGACGAGAUCGACGCCAUCGCCUCCCGCGCUUCCGGCAGCACCGGCUCGUCUGCGACUUCAUCCUCCUCAAACCUCAACGUCCUCACCACCCUCCUCAACGAAAUGGACGGCUUCGAAGACCUGCGCAACGUCUUCGUCGUCGCCGCCACCAACCGCCCGGAGACCGUCGACCCCGCCCUCCUCCGCCCCGGCCGCUUCGACAACGUCGUCUACAUCGCCCCUCCGGACCUCGAGGCCCGCAAAGAAAUCUUCUCGACGCAGUUUGUCCGUGGGGCCUACCACAGCACGGCCCGCGGCGUCGACGACGACGUCUGGUACUUUGCCGAGCGCACCGCGGGGUUUUCCGGCGCGGAGAUCGUGGGCAUUUGCCAGCAGGCGGCGGAAUUGGCGCUGGAUUCCGAGAGGGAUUAUUACAAGUUUCUGGAUGUGGAGGAGGCCGUGAAGGGCGCGGUUAGGGGGAUCACGCAGGAGAUGUUGGAGGGGUUUGAGGCGUGGAACGCGACCAGGAUGCGGUGA
Messenger RNA from Cyphellophora europaea CBS 101466, 2235 nucleotides. RefSeq lists its product as uncharacterized. Gene Ontology annotation, molecular function: ATP binding; ATP hydrolysis activity. The record is from RefSeq and is a predicted model, not a curated record. The transcript has a single exon. Lineage: Eukaryota; Fungi; Ascomycota; Eurotiomycetes; Chaetothyriales; Cyphellophoraceae. Gene Ontology annotation, cellular component: cytoplasm. The coding region runs from base 1 to 2235 and encodes 744 amino acids.